AUGCCUCUUGAGGACCGGGUAUCAAGUCCACCACAUAACUACUGCGUGCCAUGGCUCAAGCGCAACUAUUUCCAUGCAGGGAACCCAAGCCCUGUGGACACAAAAAUCCUAAGGCGGAAAAAGCAAGCAGGCGAGAGUCAACACGCAGCUAGCCGACGACCCAGGCAUGAACUUCCCAAGGGCAAUGAUUGGAUCGAUUCGCAACGGAGUGUGGUCAUAGUUCGCCGGCUGGAUUUCCAUCCGAGCAAGGGAUCCAAGCGGGGUUUUGGAACGUGGUUCUUGGUUCCCCCCCCAUCACGAAACUUUGGGGCUAUUCCACAGGAACCAAAGGUCAACUUCGCAGCACUGCCUCUGCGCUGGGGAGCGAAGUCGUUUUCUUUCCCCGGCGAGAUCCAUUCCACAUGGACGGGAGAGAGUCAGGGCCAGAAAUUCAAAGACGCCGCAGAAUCGCAAGGGGCUAGCUACAAGAAGCAAAAGAUCAGGGGGGCCGAGGAGAUUGGGCAAACCGAUUGCAUCUCAAAUUAUAUUCUUCCUCAAUUUGAAACGCUCAAAGUCAUCCUGCCCGUCGCCAUCUGGGCCCCUGCCCAAGGUCCAACCUCAGGGUCCCUACAGGCUUGGCGAUUGAUGGUCGUUCUCCGCUUUUCGAGAGAAGCGAACGAGCAGGGUCUGGCUGGUGGGCGAGCCCUCUGUCGCCACUUUGGGAUGAGGAGUCGUGCAAAAUCUGUCUGUCUUUGCCUCGGCCCACUCGCGAUGUUAGUCGUGGGAGACAUUGUCAUGGUGCUGAGGGAUGGUAAUUCAGCGGACGCAACGACGAAAGGUAGCUAUGUCUUCCUCGCUCGCUGCACCCAGCAGCCGAGUCCUAGGGCGCAGAUCCAGACCAGACUACGAAAUACAUUUCUCCAGAGAUGA
This is a messenger RNA of Histoplasma capsulatum G186AR, 909 nucleotides long. RefSeq lists its product as uncharacterized. Lineage: Eukaryota; Fungi; Ascomycota; Eurotiomycetes; Onygenales; Ajellomycetaceae. The transcript has 5 exons. The record is from RefSeq and is a predicted model, not a curated record. The coding region runs from base 1 to 909 and encodes 302 amino acids.